Messenger RNA from Cheilinus undulatus (humphead wrasse), 648 nucleotides. RefSeq names its product calcium-binding protein 7 (gene cabp7a). Lineage: Eukaryota; Metazoa; Chordata; Actinopteri; Labriformes; Labridae. The transcript is spliced from 5 exons. Bases 1 to 648 code for a protein of 215 amino acids. Gene Ontology annotation, molecular function: calcium ion binding. The record is from RefSeq and is a predicted model, not a curated record.
AUGCCGAUGCAUCCAGUCACCUCCACGUUGAUGUACCGGGGGAUCUGCACCAUCCCGGAUAUCCUCUCCUACAGCGCUCCUGUGAACCUGCCGGAGGACGAAGUUGAAGAGAUCCGUGAGGCCUUCAAAGUGUUUGACCGUGAUGGGAACGGGUUCAUCUCAAAGCAGGAGCUGGGGAUGGCCAUGCGCUCCCUGGGCUACAUGCCAAACGAGGUGGAGCUGGAGGUCAUCAUCCAGAGACUGGACAUGGACGGUGAUGGCCAGGUGGACUUUGAGGAGUUUGUGACUCUUCUGGGCCCAAAGCUUACGGCAGCUGGGUUGCCAGAUAAGUUCAAUGGCACUGACUUUGACUCCGUUUUUUGGAAGUGUGACAUGCAGAAGUUAACAGUUGAGGAGCUGAAGAGGCUUCUGUAUGACACUUUCUGUGAUCACCUCUCCAUGAAAGACAUCGAGAACAUCAUCAUGACUGAAGAGAACCACAUAGAGAACCCCGAGGACUGCCAGGUGGAUAUAGACAGUUCCAGCCCGACGCAGCAAGUCAAGCAAACAUGUGUGCGCAAGAGCCUGAUAUGUGCUUUUGCCAUCGCUUUCAUCAUCAGCGUCAUGCUCAUCGCAGCCAAUCAGGUGCUGAGAAGUGGCAUGAAAUAG